GUUCCUACAAUAUAGGAUCCGAUCAGUGGAUAUCUUCUAUAUAAGAUCCUUCUUCUCAUUAACCUGUCAAGGAUGGAUAGGGACAGGAACAAGAUGGCAGAAAGUAUAAUAAAUCUCACCCUAGAGAUCCUCUUCGGGCUUACUGGAGAGGACUACACAGUAGUGAAGAAGACCUCUAGUGCGCGCUGUCAGGCCCCUGCGUCUGAAGGAUGGGGAAGAACCCUGAGCCCAAUCAUGGAACCUCCACCUCACCCCCUGAUACAUGAGGAAAUCAAUAGAGAGAAGAUCCUAGAGCUCACCAGCAAGAUGAUUGAGCUGCUGACUGGAGAGGUUCCUAUAAGGUGUCAGGAUGUCACCGUCUAUUUCUCCAUGGAGGAGUGGGAGUAUUUAAAAGAACACAAAGAUCAGUACAAGGGCAUCAUGAUGGAGGAUCACCGGGCCCUCACAUCACCAGGUAAGGAAGAGAGAAGAACACCGGACAGAUGUCCCAGUCCUCUUCUUCCACAGGAUGGUUCAGAAGAACAUCACAAUAUCCCACAGGCUGAUCAGCUUCUGAAUCCGGGUGAAGAGCUGAACAAUAUUAAUCCUACAGAGACAUAUGUGAGGGGCGAUGAGCAGAGUACAGAGGACAUUCCUACAGAUAACCACCCAGAUGACUGUACCAAGAACGUAGAGAAACAUCUGGUAUCUUCAAUUGAAGUAGAUCAUUGUUUUAUCACACGAGAUACAUUUGAAAAGCAUGCCAAUAUCCAAGAUAUACCCUCAUCCGUUCACAGGAAAAAUGUAUCAUUUGAUCAUUUUAAACAGUUCCGAUCUUCUGAUUCAUCACAGACUGUAACACAAAAUAAAAGUCACAGAAGAGGUGAUCACAUGGGAGAGAAGCCAUAUUCAUGUCCAGAAUGUGCUUCAUGUUUUAAGCAUAAAUCAGCUCUUGUUAUACAUCAGAGAAUUCACACAGGAGAGAAGCCAUAUCCAUGUUCAGAAUGUGGUAAAUGUUUUAGGCAGAAAUCUUCUCUUGUUGUACAUCAGAGAAUUCACACAGGGGAGAAGCCAUUUUCAUGUUCAGAAUGUGAUAAAUGUUUUAAGUAUAAAUCAUAUCUUGUUACACAUCAGAGAAGUCACACAGGAGAGAAGCCAUUUUCAUGUUCAGAAUGUGGUAAAUGUUUUGAGUAUAAAUCAGCUCUUGUUACACAUCAGAGAAGUCAUACAGGGGAGAAGCCAUUUUCAUGUUCAGAAUGUGGUAAAUGUUUUGAGUAUAAAUCAGCUCUUGUUACACAUCAAAGAAGUCACACAGGAGAGAAGCCAUUUUCAUGUUCAGAAUGUGGUAAAUGUUUUGAGUAUAAAUCAGCUCUUGUUACACAUCAGAGAAAUCACACAGGGGAGAAGCCAUUUUCAUGUUCAGAAUGUGGUAAAUGUUUUAAGCAUAAAUCAGCUCUUGUUAUACAUCAGAGAAAUCACACAGGAGAGAAGCCAUUUUCAUGUUCAGAAUGUGGUAAAUGUUUUAAGCAGAAAUCGUCUCUUGUUAUACACCAGAGAAAUCACACGGGGGCGAAGCCAUUUUCAUGUUCAGAAUGUGGUAAAUGGUUUAAGCAUAAAUCAGCUCUUGUUAUACAUCAGAGAAAUCACACAGGAGAGAAGCCAUAUUCAUGUUCAGAAUGUGGUAAAUGUUUUAAGCAAAAAUCAGAUCUUGUUACACAUCAAAGAAAUCACACAGGAGAGAUGCCAUUUUCAUGUUCAGAAUGUGGUAAAUGUUUUAAGCAGAAAUCAGCUUUUGUUAUACAUAAGAGAAAUCACACAGGAGAGAAGCCAUAUUCAUGUUCAGAAUGUGGAAAAUGUUUUAACAAUAAAUCAGCUCUUCUUAACCAUCAGAUAGUUCACACAGGAGAGAAGCCAUAUUCAUGUUCAGAAUGUGGUAAAUGUUUUAACAAUAAAUCAGCUCUUCUUAACCAUAAGAUAAUUCACACAGGAGAGAAGCCAUAUUCAUGUUCAGAAUGUGUGAAAUGUUUUAACAAUAAAUCAGCUCUUCUUAACCAUCAGAUAAUUCACACAGGAGAGAAGCCAUAUUCAUGUUCAGAAUGUGGGAAAUGUUUUAAGCAGAAAUCACAUCUUGUUCCACAUCAGAGAUAUCACACAGGAGAGAGGCCAUUUUCAUGUUCAGAAUGUGGUAAAAGUUUUCACCAAAAAUCACAUCUUGUUACACAUCACAGAAUUCACACAGGAGAGCAGCCAUUUUCAUGUUCAGAAUGUGGAAAAAGUUUUAGGCAUGAAUCAGUUCUUGUUAGACAUCAGAGAAUUCACACAUAAGAGAGGCCAUCUUCAUAAAACUGGAUUCCCACAAGAGCUGGUGUCCAGACAUAUGGAAAAAGGGGCGUUAUUCACACUUGUAAAUAGCCAGUUACUUGCAGUCAAGUGGAAUGACAGACAGGAUGUCUGCAGGCUUUCCACUGAGCAUGAGGACAGCACAGGGGUAGUGAGAGAGAGAGGGGCCACCACUGAUAACAGUAAGUCUGUCUGCGUGACACAUUGUACAUUUAUGGGAGUAGUGUAUCUUUCAACCAUACCUGGUGAAGCACAAAACCAGGGCCUGAUAUAAAAAGAUAACAAUCUCCCUAUUCCAGCCCUGGUCUGUUCUACCCCUAUAAGUAUUUGUAACAUUACGUUACAUCAAAUAUGGGCUUGUCAGUAAAUCGGCUGCUCUGGUCUUACUGGGCACAUUUCAUUAGUAAUGUGCAAGUUCUCCCAAAAAGUGACCCAGUCUAAGAUUGCCUCAUUACAUAGAAGCCAUUACUCGCCCUCCUAAAGGAAUAUCAUCUUAAUCUGAACACCCUGACAAAAAUGUACCUGUAGAUAAAUCCAACAAGUGGGGUCCCCGCCACCCCUGUAUUUGUAGAAGUCAUGUGGUUCACUUAUCUCGCAUGAAUUUACCAGUGGGGGAAUCCUUGGUUAGUUUUUAUUGUAUGUCCCACCAGCUCUGGAUUGUUUAGUUUUAUAAUUGAAGAUGACUUGAUAUAAAAUAUAUUU
This is a messenger RNA of Bufo bufo (common toad), 3021 nucleotides long. RefSeq names its product oocyte zinc finger protein XlCOF7.1-like. Gene Ontology annotation, biological process: regulation of transcription by RNA polymerase II; central nervous system development. Gene Ontology annotation, cellular component: nucleus. Gene Ontology annotation, molecular function: RNA polymerase II cis-regulatory region sequence-specific DNA binding; DNA-binding transcription factor activity, RNA polymerase II-specific. The record is from RefSeq and is a predicted model, not a curated record. Bases 73 to 2304 code for a protein of 743 amino acids. The transcript has 6 exons. NCBI's taxonomy places the organism in Eukaryota, Metazoa, Chordata, Amphibia, Anura, Bufonidae.